Molecule: messenger RNA, 225 nt
Organism: Phanerochaete carnosa HHB-10118-sp
Lineage: Eukaryota; Fungi; Basidiomycota; Agaricomycetes; Polyporales; Phanerochaetaceae
Exons: 2
Coding region: 1-225 (74 amino acids)
Source: RefSeq, a predicted model, not a curated record
AUGGAUCCGGGGAAAUGGCAACAGUCAUAUCUCAACUCGGACCAAGCCAAAUGGAAAUUCAAUCAGUGCCUCCCAGUGGAUGAGGAAGAGGCACUAGCUCGAGAUUUUGGCUACAGGGGCAAAUACAAACCUGUAGGACAAACUUUCGAGGCGUUUUCUGACGCCGAAGAUCCGCCUGCAGACAAGGAUGACUGGGGCAAUCAGGUUGAUAAGGAGCACAGGUAA